CAGUGGUCGGAGCGUACACCAAGAUGUUCGCUGGCAUGCUGAUCGAAGGAGCCCGAGAAGCACAAGCAGAAUGGAUGGCUGCGAAUCCGACAAGACCCGAUGGUGGAGAACAGCUAGCUUACAAACGACUAAGGCUGAUGCAGCCCGAAAGCGAAGAUGAAGACGAGGAUAACCAAGGGCCGGAAGAAGAAAAGGACGCGGAUCAGAGCAAGCCAUCGCAAAAUGGAAAUACGGCGCCUUCAAAGGGCAAUGCGACGCCCAAUGGCGAGUCUUCUCCCGCAGAUGCCAAACCCGCUCUGCAAGAAUCACCCGACAGCGCAGGCAGCGCAAAGCCAAAUGGCAGUCAGUCGACUCCUACCCUGACGAACGGCUCGCAGUCUACUCUGAAGGACAGUACACCUAAGAAGAAGCCGCAUAAGGGUGAACUUGAUUUGGAUGAUCUACCAGACGACUUUGGUCAGGUUCAGCCUGGUGCUUGGGGCCUUUCCAAGUACAUCGAAGAAUGUGAUCGAGGACCACUCCUCCCAGACCACUUGCGCGAGGCUCUGAGGAGGUACAAGAAGUCGCGAGCCGGAGGGAACGUAGGUUUCACUGGCAUCAGCAUGUUUGGUGUCGAUGGUAGAGAUAUUGCUGCGCCUAGGAUUGGUGGAGGCGGCAAGAGGAUGUUUAGAUGAAGAGCCAGGUUGAUCUUUUUCCAGCGAGCGAUAUCGAGAUACCCAUUGCUACGAGCGUGCUACAUAAAUAGCACAAGAUACUAUUGCAUUC
Pseudocercospora fijiensis CIRAD86 is the source of this 765-nucleotide messenger RNA. RefSeq lists its product as uncharacterized. The record is from RefSeq and is a predicted model, not a curated record. Lineage: Eukaryota; Fungi; Ascomycota; Dothideomycetes; Mycosphaerellales; Mycosphaerellaceae. Bases 24 to 674 code for a protein of 216 amino acids. The transcript has a single exon.